Molecule: messenger RNA, 1595 nt
Organism: Talaromyces proteolyticus
Lineage: Eukaryota; Fungi; Ascomycota; Eurotiomycetes; Eurotiales; Trichocomaceae
Product: ornithine aminotransferase
Exons: 5
Coding region: 1-1386 (461 amino acids)
Cellular component (GO): cytoplasm
Molecular function (GO): identical protein binding; pyridoxal phosphate binding; L-ornithine transaminase activity
Source: RefSeq, a predicted model, not a curated record
AUGGCCCAAACACUAGUUGACGGCGCCGUCAGCCAAAGGGAUGACAGUUUCACGGCAUCUGUCAAGAGAAAUACCCCGGCUUUGUCCCCUCGGGUAGUUGACCUGAUGGAGAAGGAAGGCAAGUACGUUGUUGGCGGUUUUACACCCCUACCUGCGUACAUUGCGAGCGGGGAGGGGUCGAAGCUUCAUGACAUUGAUGGGAAGGAGUACAUCGAUUUUAUUGCGAUGUUUAGUGCUGGCAGCCUGGGUCAAUGCCAUCCCAAGCUCGUUGAAGCUAUCACUAUGACUGCUCAAACUUCUACAAUUGUUAACACUUCUAUGCGCGUCGCCACAUGGCCCACGUUUGCCGAAAUGAUGUGCCGUCGAUUUGGGUACGACAAGAUCACCGCCGCUGUCACUGGAUCAGAGGCAGCAGAUACUGCUGUGAAAAUUGCUCGGAAAUGGGGUCGAGAAGUUAAGGGCAUCCCAGCAGACAAACUGCUUGUUUUGGGUGUCGGGGAUAACUACCAUGGCCUGACGUCGGGAAUUUGGCCUAUCAUGAACCCAGACAAAGAAAGAGAUGCGUAUGGAGUCUUCGACGAGAAGCUCACCAAUUUGCAUCCUAGCAAAAAGACACUAUUGCGGUACGGUCACAUUGAGGACAUGGAAGCAUGUUUGGAAGAGCACCAUAGCAACGUUGCUGCUAUUAUCAUGGAGUGUAUCCAUGGUCACCUGCCAGCCUUCGAAGAAGACCAACAAUACGCUAGAUCAGUUGCUCUUCUAUGCAAGAAAUACAACAUUUUGUUUAUCUCUGAUGAGAUUCGGAUGGGCGCCGGGAAGACAGGGCGCUUUUUCUGCUCCGAAUGGUUGGGCGAUGAUAUCAAACCUGAUAUGAUCACAAUCGGCAAAAACAUCACUGGAGGUGCCUACCCUGCUGCAUUCGUUCUAGGGAAUAACCAGUGCAUGUCACUGGUUAAGCCCUACCAGUGUGCGGGAACGUUUGCGCAUACGCCAAUGGCCAUCGCCUGUACCAUUGCCGCCUUGAAGAUCAUUGAUGAAGAAGGUCUCGUUGCACGAGCGGCAAACAUUCAACAACGGUUUCUCGACUUUACGAAGGACUGGCUGCGAAUGUUCCCCUUCAUUGAGUAUGUCACAGCUCGGGGAGCUGACCUCAACAUUACUCUUAAAUCAGACUACCACAAUCCUAGUGUCACAGCUAGGCGCUUUGCUGCCCUAGCCAUGCACAAAGGGCUGAUCACAUACCCAUUAGACGGACGUGUUCGGAUGUCAGUUGCAAUGACUAUCUCUGAUAAGGACCUGCAAAGAGGGUUUGACAUCCUACAAGACACUGCGACGGAAAUUGAGCAAUACGAGGAGAUUGCAGGUGGUGUUCAUGAAACCGAGUGAAUGUAUUGGUUUUCCCUGUCUUUCGGAAGAGGCUUAUUGAAGACUGCCUAUGCUUAUAUUUCCAAUAGCUCUUUCUUCUAUAUUAUAAAAUGUAUGGGGUCUGUUUUUAGAUUUGUUUACGCAUUCAAACUAAGAGUAUGUCAAGGCCCAUUUCAUCCAUGACCCUAGUCCAAUGAAGAGCAACAUCAACUGAAUUCAAAUCUUUCCGU